This is a messenger RNA of Drosophila grimshawi, 2529 nucleotides long. It is a transcript of the gene kdn, whose product is annotated as probable citrate synthase, mitochondrial. Gene Ontology annotation, biological process: citrate metabolic process; tricarboxylic acid cycle; carbohydrate metabolic process. The record is from RefSeq and is a predicted model, not a curated record. NCBI's taxonomy places the organism in Eukaryota, Metazoa, Arthropoda, Insecta, Diptera, Drosophilidae. The transcript has 3 exons. The coding region runs from base 214 to 1608 and encodes 464 amino acids. Gene Ontology annotation, cellular component: mitochondrial matrix.
GUUGCCGCGCAGCUGCCGUAUAGGAAGGGAGAGUAGGAAACUUUUUUCGCUCGCCAAACAAAACGCCACAAGAAAAAGAACAUUUCCAAAAUUCUUCACUGGGGGAAAAGCAAUUUUUUUCUGUGUGUGUGCGUGUUAGUGUCCAACAAUUUUGAGACAGUGUUUUCGAGUUUUCUACGCAACAACAGCCCAACAGCCAAAUUAGCAUAAAUCAUGUCGCUCUAUCGCAUUUCUGCACGUAAACUUGUCGACGCACAGAAAGCUCCUAUUGUUGGCGCUUAUGUGCGUCAAAUUGCUUCUGAUGGCGCCAGCCUGCGUGAAGUGCUUGCCGCCAAGAUCCCCCAAGAGCAGGAGCGGGUUAAGGCAUUCAGGAAACAGCAUGGUUCAACAAAGAUGGGCGAGACGACCAUUGAUAUGAUGUACGGUGGCAUGCGCGGCAUCAGGGCUCUGGUUACAGAGACCUCUGUGCUGGAUCCCGAUGAGGGUAUUCGCUUCCGUGGCCUAUCCAUUCCCGAAUGCCAGAAGGUGCUGCCUGCCGCACCGGGUGGAUCCGAGCCACUGCCAGAAGGCCUCUUCUGGCUGCUGAUGACCGGCGAGGUGCCGACCCAGAGUCAGGUGCAGCAGCUAUCUUGCGAAUGGGCCGAUCGUGCUGCCCUGCCCCAGCAUGUGGUUACCAUGCUGAACAACAUGCCCACCACACUGCAUCCGAUGUCGCAGUUUGCUGCCGCCGUUACGGCCCUCAAUCAUGACAGCAAAUUCGCCAAGGCGUACUCUGCGGGCGUGCACAAAUCGAAGUACUGGGAAGCGACCUAUGAGGAUAGCAUGGAUUUAAUUGCCAAACUGCCGGUGGUUGCUGCCACCAUCUAUUGCAAUACGUAUCGCGGCGGCAAGGGAUCCCGUGCGAUUGAUUCCAAUCUGGAUUGGUCUGCCAAUUUCGUGAAAAUGCUCGGCUAUGACACUGCCCCGUUCACCGAGCUGAUGCGUCUCUAUCUAACCAUUCACAGUGAUCACGAGGGUGGCAAUGUGUCCGCUCACACCACGCAUUUGGUUGGUUCCGCACUCAGUGAUCCGUAUCUAUCGUUUGCCGCCGGCUUGAACGGUUUGGCUGGUCCACUGCACGGUCUGGCCAACCAGGAGGUGCUCCUCUGGCUGCGCAAGUUGCAGAAGGAGGCUGGCAACAAUCCCUCUGAGGAGCAGCUUAAGGAAUACAUCUGGAAGACGCUCAAGUCCGGACAGGUUGUGCCCGGCUAUGGUCACGCUGUGCUGCGCAAGACCGAUCCUCGUUAUACCUGCCAACGCGAGUUCGCCCUCAAGCAUCUGCCCGAUGAUGAUACCUUCCAGCUGGUAUCGAAUAUCUACAAGGUGGUGCCACCAAUUCUAACUGAACUUGGCAAGGUGAAGAACCCCUGGCCCAAUGUGGAUGCUCACUCCGGUGUUCUGCUGCAAUACUAUGGCAUGAAGGAGAUGAACUAUUACACCGUACUGUUCGGCGUCUCCCGAGCCCUCGGCGUACUCGCCUCCCUUGUCUGGGACCGUGCCCUAGGCCUGCCCAUCGAGCGUCCCAAGUCCUUCUCCACCGAUGCGCUCAUGAAGCUGGUGAAGAAGUAAGCACAGCAAAUUCGUUAAAUGCAAAAGAAACGAAAAAAAACAAUGCUGCGUUAUCCAAUGCAGUAGUGUCCUGUGGCUGGGGGAAGGGGGGAGUUCAGUAAAUGUACAACAACAACAACAACAAAAACAACAACAAUAAUAAUAUUUAUAUUAACACCAACCAACAAUUCGAAACGUGAAGCAAAAAUAUUAGCAGUUGGCAAGUAAUGGACGAGAGAGAAUCCACGCAGAUGGAGACGAUGGAGUAUUGACGAUAAAUCAUAAAAGUAUGAUGGAAAUCACAACAACAAGGUGUUGAUAUUGGGAUAGCGAGAGAGAGAGAGAGAGAGAGAGGGAGAGAGCGAUAGAGAGAGAAGUGAGAAGAGAGGAUAGUUAAGGAAGUUGAACAAAUCUAGUAAAGGAAAAUCAAGAAUAAUAACCAAAUGCGAAAUCUGCAACAGCAAAACAAUAAGUUGGAAAUAAGGCAACCUUUAUAUUUAGUAAUGUAGCUAAAUUAUAAAUGAAUCAUAUAAAAAAAAAAAAAAAAAAAAAAAACACAUAGAAUGAAGAGAGAAAUGUUAAAAUGCAAAUGCAAAUGCAAAAAUAAAAUCACUUAAACAUAUGUUUAAGCGCUAUUUAUACCAUAUUAAGAUCAAUCUAUAAUGGGAAACAACAACUGUUUGCACACAUCCCAUUUUUCACUUUUUAUUUACCAACUUUAUGUUGAGCAUUUUUUCCAACUUCAACAAACGCUUUGCUUUUCGUAUGUCCUUCCUGAACUGCUUAAUUAGUUUGUUACUUAAUUAAACUUUAAGCCGAUAUUAUGUUUGCGGUCUCUUAUGCAUUGACUAAACUUACCGGAGGAAAACCCGAACCACUCAAAGCCCCGCUUAAUUUCUAAAAACUAACUUGAUAAAACUUUACUUUUAAUUUACCCUUUAA